This is a messenger RNA of Penicillium angulare, 225 nucleotides long. RefSeq lists its product as uncharacterized. The record is from RefSeq and is a predicted model, not a curated record. Lineage: Eukaryota; Fungi; Ascomycota; Eurotiomycetes; Eurotiales; Aspergillaceae. Bases 1 to 225 code for a protein of 74 amino acids. The transcript has a single exon.
AUGACAUUCGCGCUUCCUUCAAUCAGUCAACCCAAUAUCGAAUUGGUUCCGCUUGAUCUCGCCUUGUUGCCUCUUCGUCCGAAGAUGACUGUCUCAGCUUGCUCCGACAUUAUGCAAGACUUGGGCAAAGAGGGGGGCGGUAGUGGACGGAAACGUUGCGAGGAACUGUCGAUUCGGUCAACUUCCGAGGUACUCGUCGCGCAUCCAUAUGAGGAAUAUAACUGA